UUGUCACGGACGCUCCGCUGUCGCCGGGGCUGUCGGCGCGGAGCCGCUCGCAUUGUAGUUGAGAUGACUUGCACUUCCUGCCAAGAAAUAAAGAUAUAAAAUCUUAAAAGUUAUCAGAAUAAAAGAACAUACAGAUCUGAUCUGAUGCAGACCUGUGGUAGAAUCAAUAUUCUGCUGAGUAUCAAGAUUGUUCUUUGACUAGCCAUACUAAAGGAGAAGAGUACGUUCAUACAGCUUGCUAGUGUACUUCAGAGAGAAUAAAACUGAGAAUUAAGAACUGAUGGAACAGAUUCUAAAAAUGGAAUGGGGAGGAGAGUAUUCACUUGAUUCUUCCAAUUUAGACUGUUUGUUAAAUGUCCUUCCUGGAGAAUUGGAAUUUCAACAAAUCCUGAGUGAUGUUGAUGAGAAAAUAAAGAACAACUCUUCCAGCAUAGAAAAGUGUCUUAAAGACCUGCAAAAAGAAGUAAAUGAAAUAUGUACUGAUGAAAUUCUACAAAGCACAACUGACUGCAUUCAGUGGCUAAAUAACUGCAAUUUUAGUUCUCUCAGAUCUUCUUCUACAGACCAUGGAGAGCUGAUGGAGUUCCUUAGGACCCUGCAAAGCUUGCUGAAGAAUGAGCAAAAUCAAGAAGAAAUGGUACUUCACUUCCUUCUGGAUCUCUCUAGUCAGUGUGGUGUCUCAUUUCCCUGCACUCCAACUGGGACAUCUUUUGAGUUAACGUCUUCCCUUCAUACCAUUGAAGAUGAUUCAGCUAUGGAUGUGAAGUCUCUUUGGGAUGAUGUGAGAUUGCAUCUUCGACAAUUUUUAAUAAAUAGACUGCAAAGUCAAGAAGAAGCAAACGCUACUGCUUUGCAACAACAAAUGGAGUUUAAAACUCAGUGCAUACAGCAACUUUUGUUUCUUUAUCCUGAAUCAGAAGUCUUAACGAAGUAUCAAAAUAUGCAGAAUAAACUGGUUAGUGAUCUUCUACAGAACUGUAUUUUAUCUAGUUGUGGUGAAACAAAUUUUGAUAAGGUGGUUCAUGGUUACCAAAGUUCCAUACCCACAUUGUGCACAAUGAUAAAAGAAGAUUUGUAUAUACUAAGUGGAACUAUUGAUCCUUCUUCAUCAUUGAAGUUUAUUAAUGAAACUUAUCUGGAUACCAUCACAGAAGAAAUGACAGUUCUUCUUGAAAGACUUUGUGAGCUGCAGUUCAAAGAAAAUGCUCUACAUAUAGUUAAAGCAAACAAGAUUUCAAAGAAGUGUAGAGGAACAGUUCACGCUGUGGCCUCCCAAGAAUACCCCAAAAAAGGAAGGAACUUCUGCUUAACAUUGUAUCAACUCAAAUGUCUUUCUCAACUUAUCAAACUCUUCUUAUUAAUGGAGGAAAAAAUUGAAGAGCUCUGUGCAGAAAUUCUGUUGCUGCCUUCAUUUAUGGAGCGGAAUAAGAACGUUCAAGGAGUUCUGAAGAGAGCUAGUGGGGAGCUUUUAAUAGGAGAAACUAGAGCAAAUGAAACCAGCGUGCUUCCUGAACAGUUACUUCAGGUAGAAGAGCCUAUUUUACUGAAUUUUGGCUGGAGAAAUGCAUUUAAAGACCUGUCUUCUUCUGUGGCUCACUGUAUAACAAUAGCAAUCGAGGAUUUUUCAUCUAAAAUUCUUCAACAUGAGCAGAAAGAAGAGUUUUCAGCUGCAGGCUGUGCAAUGAGUCUUGUAAACAACCAGCAAAUGAGGGAGUCCUGCAGAGCAGUCCAAGAGGAGGAGCAACCAAAACGAAUUGCUAAGUUUUGUUCUGACAUCAUGGAAGAACUGGACACAUUGCUUCCAUUGGCUCUGGCGUGCAGAGAUGAUUCUCUUCAGGAAAUUAGAGCAAACUUUGUAGAGGCCUGCAGCAAAGUGGCAACAGCUGUGCUGGCAAGACUCGAGGAGAAGAGCAAAGACAUUCCCUCCAAGGCUCCCCUGCAAGACUUAUGUGCUGCCCUUUCCACAGCGAUAUAUGUCUUUCAGCAUUUUACAAUGUAUAGCAAUUUAAUGAGAGAAACAAGCAAAAACCCCCUGUUCCUAGUGCUUGUCCAACAAUACCAGGAAUUCAUCAGUGUUCUCCAGUUUCAAGUUACGAACUACUGCAUCAGAGUUUGUGCUACAAGCAUAUUACAGGAUGCUGAGAGCCACCACUGGGAUGACUACAAAGCUUUUUAUGAGGGGGAAAGAUGCUCAUUCUCUGUCCAGAUGUGGCAUUACUUCUGCUGUGCUAUUCGUCAUGAUCUAUGGACUAUUCUACCUCCAAAGACAGCCCAGGAAAUUCUUACAGAUGUACUAGAGCAAUCUUUGGAUAUUCUGUCCUCCAGAUAUUGUCAGGUGCAUCCCAGUUACAAGAGAACACCUCAAAUCAGAAUUGAUAUUGCAGCAAUUUUGAUGUCCACUGAAGAUAUGCUCUGGUCAAGUUGUAGUUCUGUACAGGAGUUUCUGAAUCCCCAUGAAGACAGAGAUCUCAAGAUCUAUAAAAUACACAGCCACUGCAAUAAUCUGAUCUCUGUGCUGGCUAUUUUAACUUCACCACUGAAGAAUUUGUAUGAGACAUUACUGAAUAGUUGUGGUGAACAUCUUCCUCAAGAGUUUUCAGAAGUCUUUUAUCAUCCAUCACAUUGGUUAUUUUGCAUACCAUCAUCCUGUUUUUUCUUACUGAAGAUUCCAUCAGCCAGAGAAAUGGCAGCCCAGGGUCAGCUGAAACUGCUCUUAUCCCAGCCAUAUUGUAAUUUGAACUUGCUUUUGGACACAUUGCUACAUCAUGAUUGUCUCUUAGUGAAAAUUUUGCUGAGGAGCUCAGGACAUGAAGCAUUGAAUCGUGAUGAACAAAGUUCUCUCUUAGAACAGAUAAAUAACAAAGAGCCUACUCUGAUUGAAACAAUCUUCACUGUAUUGUCUUACUGCACUUUAUCGCCCAAAUCUCUUGGUAUUGCUUUUGAGACCUACAUGGAAAAAGAGCAGUUGUGGAAUUGCUUAUACAGUAUGACAGUUUCCAGUUGUGGUGAGUCAGAGCCAGAAGUUAUCAGAUGCUUGAAGUUGACUUUGAUUAAUUCAGUCAAGGGUGUAGUGAAACAGAUUAUUUCUUUGAUGCAUUCAUGGGAGGCAACAGAAAACUAUGGAACUUACCAGCACAAGCAAAUAGUACCUGAAAGUUUACUGAAAACAGUUCCAAAGGAAUGGAAUUACACUCCUCGGGAAAUGAAGAGAAAAGAAUCUGGGAAAUGCUUCACAAGGCUUGCAGCUCAGGCAGUAUCUAUUGUAAUCAGCAAGUUACCUACAGUGAUUGCAUGUUUGCCUCCCCCAAUUAAGUACUUCUUUUUUCUGGCUGAGAGAAAAAUGUCAAGAAACUUUGCUGAAUUGAAGAAAGCUGGUCUGCUUGUCUGGAACUUGAUUCUAAUUAUAUGUCGGAUAUUUGAGGAUGGAAAUACUGCAGAACUUUUAACAGGUGCAACACUUGACAGAUGGAGCAAAGAAAAACUCAGUUUAGUUCGUGUGUGCUUAGAAAGUAUUAUGGGAAAACAGAAAAGUGGUCCUAAGCAAGUGACCCAGAAGAUUAUACAAAACAUUGAACAGCAGAGACCAAACUGGAUUGAAAGCCAGUUGCUGAAGGCAAGAAAAUUGAGCACAGACUGUGCCUCAGACACAGUAGAAGGUGCAACGUUAGAGGAAGGAGGUAUUGCAUUUGGAUUCACUGAGCAGAAAAUAAACAUGAUGGUCCUGGAUAUCUGCCACAAACCAGGUGGCAGCGAGUACCUGAGGCAAAUUUAUCACAUCAUCCAGCUCAAUGAGGAAUAUUUGAAAGACCAACUGUCUUGUGAGAAUUCUUCUGAAGAUGGUGUUAUGUCCAGUCAAUGCCUGCCUUUGACGCUGAAGGGCAGAGAAGAGCAGCCUGUCUUCAACCCUUUCCAGGUGUACAGACAAUCUUGUGCAAAAGUGUUCAAUCAGUCAGCCAGUACUGAAGGGAACUGGGACUGGUCAAACUUGCUGCCAAGUUGCUUGGGAUUGAAUCAGAUGACCUUCAGGGUGCUGCUGACACACAGCGGGAUGGAGAAGAGAAUUGGGGGCAGAAGAGGUCAAGAUCAUGGAUUGAGAGAAGAACAAUUUACUGGAAACAGCAAUGAAAUAAGAAAAUGAACAGUAACAGCAACAAUACUAAUGACAAAGCGUACAAGAAAGAGGCUAACAAUUCACAAGAAAAGCCCCUGAAAAUAGACAAUAGCUAACUGUCGCGCAGGGUCUUUAUAUAAUAAAGAAAUUAAGUCAGCUCCCCGAUGAGAUGGUAAUCAAAGAGGCUUUUAUUCAAACCCGGCGCUGUUUUUAUCCCUUAAAACCAUGUGACCUUGUGACCAAUGAGGGUACAUAUUUCCACGCAUGUCCCCUGGGCUUCCCUGCCCUGGGUGCUUCCCCUGCACCCCUGGACACGCCUCCUACAUCACCCCCUUCUCAAUUAUUUAAGACGGUCAUGAAAACAGUGCAAAAACAACAGUGCAAACAACAGAACAGUAUAUUAUAAUCUACCAUAGCUUUGCAAUGACCCAGCACAUUGCUUGCUUUGGCUCCUUAUACAUCUAUUGUAAACCUUUUAAAACUGUCUUAUAUUUCUCAGGGGUAGUGCAACUUGGAAAAAUAACUUUAUUAACCUAGGGGCCUUAGCCCAACCAUGCAUAGACUUAUAACCUUUAUUAAUCUGAGGGUUUAAAUAACUGGGAAAUCAACUUUAUUUCAAAAACAGGAUAAGCUUACCAAACUAAAUUCUCUUAAAGUGACCGUGUGGCGGAGGUAGUGUUAUUUUGUGAGGUGUUUGGUGUUUAAGGCACUUGUCCAGUCAAACAACUCUCUUAUUCAUUCACACACACAUUCACUGACGGCCGUCAUUCCAUUCAUCAUACACACACUCAUGGAUUUUGUAUAGACUCUGCAUUUUGCCACACUGGUCAUCCUCAAAUGUAAACCUGAAACGGAAACAUAACUUUUUUAUAACUUCUGCGUUACUCUGGUUCUUACUGCUGUGGUUGUGUACCUAGGUAGGGUCUAACACACCUGAAGGGAAUCCAUUUCAGCUCGUUUCCUGUAGCCACACAGGCAUAGCCUCGCCCCCAAGUCAUGAGGUCCACCGGUCCCGUCCACUGCCCUGAAAUCAGAUCUCUCACCAUGACUGGUGGUUUGGGACAGGCAAAAGCCUGAGGCCUGUGCUGCCUUUCGUGCCUGCUUUUUUCAACACUGUCACAAUUUAAAAAAUUUAGGACAUAUGUGGCUUUCCACAGACGCUCUUGCGGACUACAGACUGAUUCCCCCCUUUUCUGUUUAGUUAACAUGUCUUUCAGUGUGCGAUGUACCCUUUCAGCAAUUGCUUGUCCAGUGGGUGAGUGUGGAAUACCUGUGGGGUGAGAAAUUCCCCAAUCUGACAGGAAGUUUCUUACCUUUUCUGAAAUGAAAGCUGGCCCAUUGUCGGUCUUAAUCUAUUUUGGGGUAUCAAGGGUUGCAAAACAACUGAGCCAGUGUCUUAUUACAUCCUUGGCCUUUUCUCCAGUGUGUGCAAUGGUGGUUAUGUAUUGUGAAUGGGUAUCUACUGUAACGUGUACAUAUUUUAAUGUGCCAAAGUCGGCUAUAUGUGUGGUAUCGUUUGCCAAAUCUCAUUUGCCAUUAACCCUCUGGGGUUAAUGCCUUCCUGAGAUGGCAUGGGUGUGAUUUGCUGACAGUCUGGGCAUGACAUGAUUAUGUCUCAAGCUUGAUUGAGUGUUAUUUGAAAUUGUCUCUUCAGUGAACAUGCGUUCUGGUGGAAAAAUGAAUGAGACAAUUUUGCUUGCUCUAAGACUCUAGGUACGGUGUUAAACAUUGCUGCUUUGUCAGCCUCUCGGUUCCUGUCAGCUGUUGGUCCUGGCAUUUCAGUGUGUGACCUUGUGUGCAUUAUGUAAAAAUCAAACUUUCUGUGAUUGACAAGAAACCAUACAGAAUGCAUUUCAAACAACAGGUGAGGGUUAGCAACAUCUCGAAGAAAUGAACUUUCAAGAUGGGACACUAACCCUGCAGCAUAACAGGAAUCGGUAACAACAUUAACAGGUUGUUCAGAAAACUUUCCCAAGGCAAUACGUAUGGUAGCCAGUUCCAGAACCUGCACAGAGCCCUGGUUCAUGGUUUGUACCUCUCCUUCCCAUUGUCCUGUGUCAGAGUUUACCCAUGCCACUGCAGCUUUUGGGGUCUGCCCAGAUGCAUCUGUGAAGACCAUAAGGCCUUUCACUGGUUCAUGUUUGCAUCUGGUUGUGGCUUUUAAGGGUAGAUUACUGACUUCUGCCCACAAUCUGUGUUUAGGGAGAUGAAUUGAAAUGUCACCGUCAAAGCCUGCCAAGGCAGCCUGGAAUCCUGCAUCCUCAGCUAGCAUCCCAUCAAGGUUGUCCUUUGUAGCUGGGAUGUAGAUGGUUGCAGGAUCUCUCCCGUCCAGCUCCUUUAGUUGUCCUCUGCCUUUAAUGACAAGCUUGGUGAACAUUUCAUUAGUAGUCCACACAGUUUUAGGUGGUGUGUGGGGCAGAAAUAGCCACUCUAAAAUUUGCAGUGGGUCUUUUUCAGUCUGAUCCCACUGAAACAAAACUGUAGAUGGCUGGUACCUGCUGGGUGCGAGAGCAAGGCAGAUUUGUAGUUCAGGAUUUCUCCUUCUGCCUUGUCUGCUUUCUAUUGCCUUGGCACAAGUGUCUAACGCCUACUUUGCCUCUGCUGUCAGAGACCUGCUAGACAUUAGGUCUGAGUCCCUCUUAAGCAGCUCAAUUAGAGGGUGUAGCUCCUCUGUGGUUAUGCCUAAAAUAGGCCUUAACCAGUUGAUGGCUCCCAGAAGUUUUUGAAGCUCGUGUAAAGUUAAAGUGUUUUUUACCUCGAGCUGCAGUGGCUGUGGAGAAAUUUCCUGCUGAGUGAUUUUCCAUCCAAGGUAUGUCCAGUGUUGCGAUUGCUGCAUUUUUUCUGGAGCAACCUGUAACCCUGCAUCUUGGACAACUUUGAUUAGAGCAGUAACAACAAAUUGCAGUUCAUGUUCUGUGGCCUUGGUUAUUAAUAUGUCGUCUAUAUAAUGGUGUAUGAUGGC
Messenger RNA from Pseudopipra pipra, 7073 nucleotides. RefSeq names its product KIAA0825 ortholog. The transcript has 23 exons. Bases 281 to 4138 code for a protein of 1285 amino acids. The record is from RefSeq and is a predicted model, not a curated record. Lineage: Eukaryota; Metazoa; Chordata; Aves; Passeriformes; Pipridae.